Molecule: messenger RNA, 559 nt
Organism: Cheilinus undulatus (humphead wrasse)
Lineage: Eukaryota; Metazoa; Chordata; Actinopteri; Labriformes; Labridae
Product: cytochrome c oxidase copper chaperone
Exons: 4
Coding region: 130-330 (66 amino acids)
Biological process (GO): mitochondrial respiratory chain complex IV assembly
Cellular component (GO): mitochondrial intermembrane space
Molecular function (GO): copper ion binding; copper chaperone activity
Source: RefSeq, a predicted model, not a curated record
UCUUUGCAGAACCACGUGAUUUUGUAUAAAAGCCGAACACGUGAGCUUGCUCUUUCCGUGUUGGUUUCAUUUUGAAGGUGAAGCGUCCGCUAGCUCGUGCCUCCAGCCUCCACUCCAUUCAGCCAGAAGAUGUCGACCCUGUCUGCUGCCAGCGUGGAGUCCGCUGCUCUGCCUGAGAGCACUGAGAAGAAGCCACUGAAGCCAUGCUGCGCCUGUCCAGAGACAAAGAAAGUCAGGGAUGCCUGCAUCAUUGAGAAGGGAGAAGAGAACUGCACAGCACUGAUCAACGCACACAAAGACUGCAUGCGGGCGCUUGGGUUCAAGAUUUAACUGCUCCGUUCCGUUUGUGUGAGUGUGUUGCUAUGAAAGUGGAACAACCCUGGAUCCUCUCUACUCUCCCCUUUUAUUUAUACCCUGUCUGUAAGGGAAAUGCGGUGAUGCACUGAUCACUCUCUGCUUGGUUGACUGUCUUUCUGUGAUUUUUAAAGUCUGCAGAACAUGAGAAAUGUGUGAAUAUCUAAUGCUGUGUGAAAUUGAAUAAAAGUCCUAUGCAAUAAGA